CGAUAAGGUUAGGAACGAUACUCGCGCUUGUUCUCACUAGCCUUACGCUCGCUCGCCGAAGCACUUCGCUUGCACUGUGAACCAUGGCGCUGACCACACAAAAGGCGUUCAGCUCGACCUCCUCGGCCGCAGCUCGGAGCCGUGCAGGCGCCAUUCGCGUGUGCUGCCAAGCACGCCCCCAACCCCAACGACAGCAGCAGCAGCCCGCUGAGGUGGCUCGGCGGCAGUUCCUGCAGGGCUCUGUGGCGCUUGCUGCCGCAGCGGCUGUGCUUGCUGGGUCCCAGCCGGCUGCGCUGGCCGCCUCACUGCCCCCUCAGGACAUCAAGGUGCUGUGCAACGCGGAAUGUACGGCACAGUUGGAUGCCGUUGAAACGGUUACGCUGCCUUCGGGACUGCAGUACAAGGACAUCGUGGUGGGCAGCGGACCCAACCCGCGUGUGGGCUUCCAGGUGGUGGCGCACUAUGUGGCCAUGACGCCCAACCUGCGGGUGUUCGAUAGCAGCUUGGAAAAGGGCAAACCGUACGACAUCAGGGUCGGAGCCGGACAGAUCAUUCCCGGUCUGGAUGAGGGCAUCCUGGGCAUGAAGACGGGCGGCGUGCGGCGGUUGUACAUCCCCGGGUCGCUGGCGUUCCCCAGGGGACUCAAGGCAGCGGCCGGCAGGCCCUCCGUCCCCCCCGCUAGCCCCGUGGUGUUCGACGUGCAAUUGCUGUACAUUCCCGGCUUGGAGGAUGCGGACGAGUAAACCAGAGCGAGCAGUAGUGGGCUUUGGAGACGCCGGACGUGCGUUGCAUUUUACCUUCAAGCAAGCUGGGAGGGUAGCGGUGGCAGGCAUUUGCCGGCCUCUGCAGCAGGAAGCGAGUGUUGGGGCAGUAGUGCCCGAUUUUGUGAUUUGCCGGUAGUCCUUGCCGUGGCAGUGGACGGAAACUUGAGUGGAGGGUUGUUGUCAGUAAAGGCAUGCUAGUUUCGCCGGAUCUUUGUGUUUGGUUUCAUACCAUACCUGACGAGCGUCUGGAGGAGUGGAGCCGUGGAGGACUGCUGCCUGCUAUUUCUGGCUGUAAGUGCUCGGGUCUUACGAGUCUUGUCGACAAUCGACUUGUGUAUCACGAGCCAGAAGUGCUGUAUGUAGAAAGUGGAAAACAGAGCUGCCAAGUCUGCAUGUAAGAGGAGCAGACG
Astrephomene gubernaculifera is the source of this 1174-nucleotide messenger RNA. NCBI's taxonomy places the organism in Eukaryota, Viridiplantae, Chlorophyta, Chlorophyceae, Chlamydomonadales, Astrephomenaceae. The record is from the annotation of a GenBank genome assembly.